Messenger RNA from Ostrinia nubilalis (European corn borer), 1675 nucleotides. It is a transcript of the gene Got1, whose product is annotated as aspartate aminotransferase, cytoplasmic. The record is from RefSeq and is a predicted model, not a curated record. NCBI's taxonomy places the organism in Eukaryota, Metazoa, Arthropoda, Insecta, Lepidoptera, Crambidae. The transcript is spliced from 10 exons. Gene Ontology annotation, biological process: L-aspartate biosynthetic process. Gene Ontology annotation, molecular function: L-aspartate:2-oxoglutarate transaminase activity; pyridoxal phosphate binding. The coding region runs from base 163 to 1410 and encodes 415 amino acids. Gene Ontology annotation, cellular component: cytosol.
AUUUUUGAAGUUUGUGACAUUGAAUAACACACGAAAGGUCAAUGAAAUAAACUCCGAGUUUUAGUAGAAAUCAUUAACAUUUUACAGCGAAAUUAACAUAACUGAUUGCAUUUCGCAGUUGCGCUUUGUUCAGGGUAGUCGUGUGUUCAGUAAAUUAUAAAGAUGGGUUCCCGUUUUCAAGUGGUUGAACAAGGCCCGCCGAUUGAAGUUUUUCAGCUAAAUAAACUUUUUGUAGAGGAUACCUACCAGAAUAAAGUUAAUCUAGGUGUUGGGGCAUACAGAGAUGAAAAUGGCAAGCCCUGGGUGCUUCCCGUUGUCCGGAAGAUGGAGAAACAAAUGGCUGCUGACGACACCCUCCUCCACGAGUACUUGCCAGUACUUGGAUUGGAACAGUUCUCAGCGUCAUCAGUGUCCAUGCUGUUAGGAGAAGACAGCCCGGCCAUCGCCGCUGGUCGCGCUUUCGGUGUUCAAACACUAUCCGGCACGGGCAGUUUGCGCGUCGGCGCAGAACUAUUGAACAAGCACCUCAAGUACACCACCUUCUAUUACUCAAGUCCUACGUGGGAGAACCACCACCUCGUAUUCAUCAACUCCGGCUUCACGCAGCCUCGUACCUACCGUUACUGGGACGACAAGACCCGCUCGUUGGACUUCGACGGUCUCAUCGAGGACCUGAAAAACGCGCCAGAGAACAGCGUCAUUAUACUACACGCGUGCGCGCAUAAUCCCACUGGCAUGGACCCCACGCAGGAGCAGUGGGAGAAGAUCGCUGACGUCAUGGAGGAGCGCAAGUUGUUCCCGUUCUUCGACAGCGCGUACCAGGGCUUCGCGUCAGGCGACCUCGACAAGGACGCGUGGGCCGUGCGCUACUUCGUCAAGCGAGGCUUCGAGCUCAUCUGCGCGCAGUCCUACGCGAAGAACUUUGGGCUCUACAACGAGCGAGUGGGCAACUUGACGCUGGUGGUGUCGGACGCGUCGCUGGUUCCCGCCAUCAAGUCGCAGCUGACGUGGGUGGUGCGCGGCAUGUACUCCAACCCGCCGGCGCACGGCGCUCGCGUCGUCGCCAACGUGCUGGCCAACAAGCAGCUGUUCGGCGAGUGGAGGGACCAUAUCAAGGUGAUGUCUUCGAGAGUCAUCCAGAUGAGAGAAGCUUUGAGGGCCGAGCUGAUCAAACUAGGCACGCCCGGCAACUGGGACCACAUAGUAAAGCAGAUCGGCCUAUUCUCCUACACCGGCCUGACCCCUCGUCAAGUCGAGCACCUAAUCCAGGAGUACCACAUCUACCUGCUCCGCUCAGGCCGCAUCAACAUCUGUGGCCUGAAUCCGGGCAACGUGGUCUAUAUGGCCAAGGCGGUCCACGACGCCGUCACCAAGUUCCCGGCUGAACACGACAGUCGAGCCAAAUUAUAGAGGACCAGCCAUAGAUAAGCUAUUUCUAACCAGAUUGGUCUUUGGAUGGCCCAGGAAUAUCACAAUUUUGGUACGAUGUCGUAUUUUCUUUGGUGAUGGGAUGCAUGUCAAAUAACAAUGCAAGUACCUAAUUAAUAUGGAAAAUGUAUAGUAAAAUAUCGAAUUUGUUUCCUCAGAAAAUGUGUUGAGUAAAAAUCAAAACAAGUAUUUUGUAAACAGGGUAAUAUAUUUUAUAAAUACAAAAUUAUAUUCUAUGCUUCCAUAG